AGCGCAUGCGCUAUAGUGAGUGGCCCUGUUAUUAUUUAUGUGGGGUCCAAGAUGGCAGCGGCACGUAGAGAGGUGCUGGCGGCGGCUGCAGCACUUGGGAAACAAUUAUAAGGGAGCCGUCACCAGUGGAACGCAAGUUUGCGCCGGAUACGGAGACUGUGAAUAAAGGAAAAGAGCACGCGGGAGACGCGAGGAUUUUCUAGAGGCAGCUGUGUGUGUGAGAGAGGAAAGAAUGGCGGAGCCGCGUAGGGUUCCGUUUGUAAGUCUGUCACCCAUGAAGCCACGCGAGACCGGCCCAGUCUUGACUGUGGAACAGCAGCACCAGCGAACUCCACCUCCACUGCAGCCGCCGGCACAAAGGCCACCACAGCCCAGGGCCUCACACCAAGCCAUGUUACAGCAGAGGCCUCCUCCGCAAGCGCUUGAGCAGCGGCUACAACGUGAGCCCUCGACUCCUGCCCUAGAGGCUGACAUCGGUCAGGCGCUCCCCAAACCCCUCGGGGAUGACAGUCACGAACUUCCGGGGACUGUGCGGCUGGAGUUGGCACUAACUGACCCCACGGAGGAGGGCUGUGCGGAAUUCAGUUACCCCAAACUGCUGCAGAACGAGCAGAAGGCAGGACGCGCACGGAUCCCGGUUCCGGCCAAGGAAGUCGCUGGACAGUCAAAGCCUCCGCCAACGCAUGAUCCAUUUAAUGACGACGAGCGAGAGAGGCUCGAAGUAGAAAAUAUGGCUAAGAAGUUUGAAGCCAAAUAUGGUGUUAAAAGUCACCGUCAUCGUAAAGACCGCAUGGAAGAUCUGAUUGAUAUUGGUUAUGGCUAUGAUGAGACAGACCCCUUUAUUGACAACUCUGAGGCAUAUGAUGAAUUGGUGCCAGCUUCAUUGAAUACAAAAUAUGGAGGAUUUUAUAUCAACACAGGAACACUGCAGUUUAGGCAGGCUUCAGAUUCCGAGAAUGAAGACUUUGUUGUGAAAAAGAAGCACAAAUCAUCAAAAGUAUCAAAAAUUAAAGACGAUGAGCGAUCCUUGAAGAAACGAAAGCGGAAAGAGGAGAAUACAGAGAAAGAAAAGCCGAAGAAAAUUAAAGCUGCUAAACAGAUAGGUGUCAUGGCCUUCAAUUCCCACAAACCUGACAAGAAAAAGAAAAAACUUUAUAAAGACUCUUUGGCCCUUGCUGCCAUGCUGAGAAAAUUUCAAAAAGAGAAAGAUGGCAUACAUAAAAAAGCAAACAAACAGAAUCCCCCGACUGUAACUGUGGUUAAUGCUGCUCCUAAAUCAGUCUCUGCUGCUUCAACUGAUUUGUCUGACCUUGGACUUGGCAACGAUCCAGUUCUUGCCAUCUUUGGAAGUGAGAGGGAGCUCAUGCAGGAAGCAGAGAGCGCUCUGGAGAUGCUAAGUGACUUUGAUUUUGAUAAGCUUUUGGAUUCUGCAUCUAAUGACAGCCCAGCAGGUUCUGACCUUGGAGAGAAUGGUAGCAUUGGGCAAUCUGUAAACCCUCCUGAGGUGCAGCUACCAAAACAAGUGCCACCUCUUCCUGAAGGACUUCCAGUUCCAUUGGAAAAACGUAUUGCUGAUUUACGAGUGGCUGCAAAAAUCUUUGAUGAAGGAGGACGCAAGAAAUUUUUCACUCAAGAGAUUAAUAACAUAUUGUUAGAUAUUGAACUGCAGUUACAAGAACUAAGUCCAGGCAACAGGAAUGGUGUAUAUGGACAUAUAGAGACGUUUGUGCCAUGUAGUAAAGACGCCCUUGUCAAGCGCUUGAAAAAACUUCAUCUUCAUAUACAGGACGAUCUUUUAAAAGUGCCUCUUCAAAGGCUGAAACUGGCUAUUAACAAUGUUAUGCCUGGUCAGAUAAACCGAUAUCAAGAGGACUGCCAAGCACAUAAUCAGGCCAAAAAUGCAAAGCACCAAGCUGAAGAUGAUAAGGAUCGAAACCCAUCAGAAGAGGAUGAUGAAGAGAAACCUGGUAAAAGAGUAAUGGGACCAAGAAAAAAGUUUUGCUGGGAUGAUGCUUUAAGAGAAUUGCUCUGUAAUCUUGUAAGAAUUAAGCUUGGAUGUUAUGAACUUGAGCCCAAUAAAAGCAUUUCUGCAGAGGAUUAUCUAAAAACUUUCAUGGAGACAGAAGUGAAACCAUUAUGGCCCAAAGGCUGGAUGCAGUCUAGGAUGCUGUUUAAAGAAAGCCGCAAAGUACACAAUCAUCUUACUUCUGCACCUGCCAAGAAAAAAGUUAUCCUGGCCCCUAAACCCAAAGUCAAGGAAUCUAGUCCAAAAAAGGAGCAAAAGACCUCCACUCCUAUCUCUUCCUUUGCGCGUGUCCCUACUCCUCACACACUUACUCCAGUUGUUGGACUUUCCAACUCCAACUGUACCCCCACCUCAGAGACCAUUUGUCUGGAUGACUCUUUGGAUGAAGAUCUUUCUUUAAAGCCACCUUCAUUAGAUUCUAUCUCAGAUGCAUUGGCUGUUCUAAAUAAUGGAGCUAGUGCCCCUUCAUCAAGCUCCUGCAUUGAAACACCCACCUCAAGGCCCAAAGUUGCCUUAAGAGAAGAGAAACUUGCUUCUAUCAUGAGCAAGUUGCCAUUAGGUGGUACUAAAAAAGCUGAUCAACCUUCACACGCAUCUAGUCUAAUUGCAGGCCAUUCAGCCCCUGUACCAAAGAAACCCCAGGAUCUAGCAGCAGCCCAUUCCACGGUGAUUUCUGGGCUUAUUGCAGGGUCUUCCAUUCAAAACCCCAAAGUAUCUUUGGAACCACUACCAGCUAAGUUACUUCAACAAGGAAUGCAGAGGUCUCUGCAAGCUGAAGUUUCUUCAUCUACACCUGUAAAAGUGAAGGCUUCAUCUGCAGCUGUGGCCAAAGCAGUGUGUUCUUCGUCAUCUACCCCUUCAACAUCUGUAAUUUCAUCUUCACAGGCUCAUGUUUCUUCCUCAUCUUCACAAGUCCAGAAUGUUGCCUCCAUGCAAAUAGUAAAAGUUAAUCAGCAAUCUCCGAUUCAACAAAACUAUGUUACACCCUUACAAGCAACUAUCAGCAAGUCGCACACUAACCCAGUUGUACGACUAACCAGCAGUCCUCAGAUAUCUUCCACUUCUCCUGUUAUAAAGAUCCCUGAAAAAAACACUGGCUAUCGACCUCCCUCUUCCCCCUCCUCUAGCAACCAGCAAGCACCCGGUCCUCGUACAAUACCCUUGUCUACCUCAAGUAAUUUUUUGGUGAAAAAUAUGGGUGUCCAAGGAUCUGCAUCUGGGUUUAAGUCCCCUUACACUAUUGCACCAUCUUGUAAGCCCACCACUAGUUCUUCCAGUUCUGUUGUCAUUGUUUCCCAGAGUACUACGCAUCACAAGGUGCCAGGUGGACUUAAUAUUGGGCGUUCUUCACCCACAGUAAGUCCGAUGCCUGCUGGUAGAGGUACAGUAACAACACACCUGAUAAAGAGUCCAACUGUUCCAUCUAAGUUUCCAAACGCUUCUCCCAAACCAAACUCCCCAUCUCCCAGACAACCUAGCCCUUCCUCAAAAAUGCCUGCCCAGCCCCUGAAAAUACCUAUUGCUUUACCAAAAAUGCAAAGCCCUUCACCCAAACAACCCAACCAGUCUCCAAAGCAUUUAUUUCCAUCUACAAAACCACUUAAUGCUACACCACCUGGAACUGUUAAGAGUAUGCCCCCUGGUACUGUUAAGAUUACGCCACCUGGAACUGUUAAGAUUACGCCACCUGGAACUGUUAAGAUUACGCCACCUGGAACUGUUAAGAUUAUGCCACCUGGAACUGUUAAGACUACGCCACCUGGAACUGUUAAGACUACUCCGCCUGGAACUGUUAAGACUACAGUGGCUAAUGCUGUCUUGAAUAUUCCUAACAGCAGAAUAAUUUCUAAUUCAAGCUCUAUAAACAGGACUAACCUUACUCCUGGUGCAGGUAAUGGAACUCUGGGUGCUACCAAACAGCCAACGCCUCAUAGACAACCAUCUGCCUCAGGGUCUCCAGUUGCAGCUGCCACUGUGCAGUCUGCAGCAGCUGCCUCUAUUCUUGCAAAUGCGUCACCUCUGACCCUUAUGACAUCACCGCUCUCUGUAACAAAUCCAAGUGUGACGACUGCUUCGCUUGGCCCGUUUGGAAUGCUUGGCGGUUUGGUUCCAGUCACCAUGCCAUUCCAGUUUCCCUUGGAGCUGCUCAGUUUUGGAAGCGACACCCCUGGUGUGGUAACAUCUCCAGGUUCGACCUCUGCAGCUUUCCAUCACAACCUCACUCAAAAUUUACUAAAAGGCUUACAGACCACCUCUCCACACACACCCACGAUAUCUCACUCCAGUUUGCCUCCUCACUUGCAACAACAGUUCACAGAUGGGGGUCAAAAUAAAGGAGACGCAAAACUACCACGUAAAAAUCGGUGACAGCUAAGAAAGUGAAAGAAGAGAUCAAAGGUUUAUGUUUUUCUGAUUGGCCAGGAGCUGCCAUAUCAGAAAGUGCUUUUCCAGCAGCACAAGCUGCCAUGUGCGGUCUAUGUUUACAUUAAUCUUAUCCCAAGCACUGUGCAGAGCAGAAGAAUUACUUGAUCAAAAAGAAGACUGGAUAAAGACUGGGCUGUGCAUGACUGGCUAUAAGACUGUGCUACAAAUCUACAAAAGGUUUUUUUAUGAUGCACAAAAUGAUGGAAGCAUACUACCCCCUCCCUAAUACAUUGAAAUAGAUUCUUAUUUUUGUUGCUGAUCAUAAAGACCGUGCAAUCAUUGUUCAGAAGUUUGCAUUCCAUUUUAUUUUAUGGAACGGAUUACAGCACAAGCUUAACAAUGUUCAAUUACAAAAAAAACAAAAAACGUGAACAUGUUGUCCCCAUCCCUCUUUUAAAAUAUCAGGUAUUGAUGAAAUGGAGCAAAAUGAGGAGUGGAAACUUAUUUUUUUUCAAUAAUACAUGUGAUCAUUAGAGAAAGUAAUUCUAUCUAUAAUUGCGCCCACCCUUGUCUGUCUUUAGUUCUUGCCAUAAUAGAUAGCUAUAUCCAAAUCAUCCAAAAAUCAUAUUUUUCAAAAGUAGCUUUUUAAAAAAUAUUAGAAUAUUACUUUGCAAAUCGUGUUUUAGUGUGGGCAUUUUAUCUCCCUGUCUUGAGCAGGUAAUUUAUUAAUUCAUCCAUAGGUUGAAGCAAGUGCUGCAUCGGCAGUAAAGUUAAAUUUAUAUGUUCGCAUUGAAAUGACCAAGCUGAAAUUUCCAGUUAAACAACAGUGAAAGAAUUAUUGUAACCCUACAAGAGGAAAUUUAGGAAAAGAGAGGACUGAAAUGGUGGAUACCCUCUACAAUUAAACAUAGGUUUUAACAUAGGUUUAUUUUGCUGUUACUAACUAUCGAAUAACAAAGGUUUAAUUGGGUUUUUUUCACUGCCGAAAUUCUUGGAAAAAGAAAAAACUUAAAGCAAUGUUUCAAUGCAAGUUACAUUCUUUCAGAUAUGUUAUUUUACAGUGUUCAGUUAAAGGGAGGAUGUUGAGGAAAGUGGCCUCUGCCAAAGCAGCAGGCAAAAUCAUGUAAACUUCUACUGGGCUUCAGACUGGUGCUUGGAAGGUCCUCAAGUCUCAAAAAUGCUCUGCAGUGUUACUUGAGAUUCAUCAGCUGCACUUGGAUUUUUGCUGGAUUUAUCACUGGUAAUUAAAUAUCCCAAAGGGACAUUCAGUAAUGCUUGCAUAAUUCUACUUUUGACGGAUUUAUGUGAAACUGACAUUCCGGACAAGAACAAUGGAGCACAUAAGACCUCUAAGUUGGACCUCCUCUAUGAACUCUUUUAGAUUUAAAGGUUCGCUCUCUCCGUUGCCUUGCUUAUUUGACUUAGAGCCUUGGUUCAUCCGAAAUUUAGUUAUUUUGAAAGAGCAUUUAUCUGGCCACCCCCUUUCCUUAAUUUUGUUUUGCUACCAAAAAGCAAUAAUUCUGUCUUACUUAAUAGCAGAUGAUAGUAUUUAUUUGUGUAGACUCAUUAUCAUUGCUGAACAUUCUCUGUUAUUGUAUCAAGAUGGCAUUGCAGUGGGUUUGGUUUUCCUGCAUCUCUUAUAGCCAGUCAAGUUGAACACAGUUACAAACACAUCUAGCAAGAGUAACUGCUAUGAGCCAGUUCUCCUGCUUGGAGGGCAAUAAAGGGAUGGACUGUUUUAUAUAUAAAUAUAUAUUUAACCACCACAAUUAACACAAGAAGACCUGUAUUUCAGCUGGCUAUUGGAGAAAUGCAGUGUGUAGUUUUGGACUUUGGGGUAGAAAGUGGUCCUUGUUGCUGCUAUAAGUCUGACCUUUGCAGAAAAAGCUUCAAAAUAGUUUACAGUUGUUUCACUUCACACGUCCUGUUAACAGUUGAACUGAAUCGAAUAACCCAUUAACUUGAGUUAGAUCAUCAUCCUCUUGGAAGAGUCAUUUAGUCACAACCAUUUUAUGUACAAUUUUGUUCAGGGAUUUUUGCGGGUCUAAUUUCCUAAUGGAUUGCUAGAAAUGGAUACAAGUGGUAAUUCGUUUUUGACUUUCACCAGACCUAGAAAUUAAUAGGAUGCUGCUUUACGCAAGACCGGAAGUAACUGUAAGAAUAAUAUAGAACUGUUGGGGAAAGUUUCAAUUAGAAUCUUGGGUCUGUGUCAUUGACACAGCUCUCACUAUUCCAUAAUGCAAAUGUUGUACUACUUUGUUUUAGUCUCCAUCUACCCUUUGAAAUUACAGAUCACUAUUUAAGUGCCUUUUAUUUCUUGUUCUUUAGUUUAAAUUCUCAUAAUGGUGCCAGGUACUUUAUAACCCUGUCUACUCAGAGGAAAUUCGGCAUCGAUUUUUCAUUACCUGUCACCAACACUAGUGAAUCUUAUUCUGAAGAGGAUCCCAAAUAAAAUUGUGACAUUUUUACGUGCUUUUCAAUUGAUCCAGGUAGUCUCUAAAAAAAAUUUAAAAAAUGAGUGUUCUGUCUAUUAUGUAUAUGUGUCCGUAAGAGGUGCCUUUUCUGGCAGUAGGGAUAUCCACAACCCUGGCAAUCCCGACAGUAGAAUCCCGUUGAUUGUGGAAACGCAAAGAUUUUUUUUUUGAGUGGGGGGGGGUUAAGUGGGUGCAAUUUUUGGGGCAAGAGAAAUGUGCAGAAACUUAGUAUUUAAAUAUUAAAAACUAUUAAAACUA
This is a messenger RNA of Xenopus laevis (African clawed frog), 7122 nucleotides long. RefSeq names its product ubinuclein-2 (gene ubn2.L). NCBI's taxonomy places the organism in Eukaryota, Metazoa, Chordata, Amphibia, Anura, Pipidae. Gene Ontology annotation, biological process: chromatin organization. Gene Ontology annotation, cellular component: nucleus. The transcript has 17 exons. The record is from RefSeq and is a predicted model, not a curated record. The coding region runs from base 233 to 4393 and encodes 1386 amino acids.